Beauveria bassiana ARSEF 2860 is the source of this 552-nucleotide messenger RNA. Its product is annotated as ubiquitin-conjugating enzyme. Gene Ontology annotation, cellular component: nucleus. Gene Ontology annotation, biological process: protein polyubiquitination; ubiquitin-dependent protein catabolic process. Gene Ontology annotation, molecular function: ubiquitin conjugating enzyme activity. Bases 1 to 552 code for a protein of 183 amino acids. The record is from RefSeq and is a predicted model, not a curated record. The transcript has 7 exons. NCBI's taxonomy places the organism in Eukaryota, Fungi, Ascomycota, Sordariomycetes, Hypocreales, Cordycipitaceae.
AUGAGUAGUCCCAGGAGACGAAUCGAGACUGAUGUCAUGAAGCUAAUGAGCGACUACGAAGUCACUCUGGUCAACGACAAUAAAUUUUUUGUUCGCUUCAAGGGACCGGCCGAGACACCCUUUGAAGGUGGCCUCUGGAAAGUCCACGUCGAGCUGCCCGACGGCUACCCGUAUAAGUCGCCUAGCAUUGGCUUCGUGAACCGCAUCUUUCACCCCAACAUUGACGAGCUCUCCGGCUCUGUCUGCCUUGACGUCAUUAACCAGACUUGGUCGCCAAUGUUUGACAUGAUCAACAUUUUUGAAGUCUUUCUGCCACAGCUCCUGCGAUACCCGAACCCCACCGAUCCGCUCAAUGGCGAGGCCGCUGCUCUCCUGAUCCGCGAGCCCAAGAGCUACGAUGCCAAGGUUAAAGAAUACGUACAAAAGUACGCCAACAAGGACGCGGCCGACGAGGCCGGCGCCGAGAGCGAAGAUGACGACGAUAUGUCCUCGGUGGCCAGCUUUGGCGAGGACGACGACGAGGAACCUGCGGGUCAGAUGGACGAUGUAUAG